AUAAUUAGUAAACGUUAUGGUCUGUUGCAAUGAGCAAUAGUGAAGAGAAUUUGCGAGAGCGACUGAGUAAGUUACGGAAGCGGAUCGACGACGGCGAACUGGACCGAGAGACCGUCAGAGAGCGUCUGCAGCAACUACUUCCGGGCACGCCCACGCGCUCCAUCAAAUGUUACGGCAGCUGCUUGCUGCUAGUCAUACUACUGAUGUCGUUCGGUACUCUGAUGUACUACAAUAAAGCCACUCGUCAAUUCAUGAAACGUAACUUGGCCGCCUAUUCCUAUCCCGUUCUCAGACGAAUUCGUCUCUUGCUCGUGCCAUUCAUUCGAGACGGACGCAUGCAGUGGGAGUCUGUGUAUGAGGCGGACUGUAUGAUAGACAACCCGUAUUUUGACGCACAAGGCGAAUGGCACGGCGAUAACGGAAAAAAAUUGGACGAGUUGAAAUUAAUGAGUAUCCGGGGUGUUACCGAGGUAGACGACCUGUUUAUUGAGGAGAUUCGAGAUCUACUACUUAAUGGUCAUCCGGUCGUCAUUAGAGGAGUGUCUGGUGUUGUUCACGUGACUUAUAGUAAUAUGAGAGAUUUUAUAAAUUCGAACUGGGAGAAUGUCAGUAUUGAAAUCUGCGAGUUUCAGAGAGGCAACAGAAUUGGGAAGUCGGACGUCUUCGUGUCGGAGAUUUUUUCAAGUGAGGAGGAUCCGUGUGGUUCGGGUGACGACGUUGAGCAGCAGUGGUCGGUGUCGUGGAAGCAUUGCUCGCAGGAUGUGAUUGGAGGGUUUAUUCGUUUGCCGGAGAUGUUGUUGUCGAUGGGAGAGUUUUCUAAGAGGAAUCAGAUUUAUUGUGGCUGCCCGUUCUCUGAACACGAUUUUGUCGAAGAGUCAUCUGAUGGCGAGCAACUUGUACUGCAAUUGACUGGGGCAAAGCGAUUUAUUAUACAUAGUUAUGGUAGCAUGAAGUCUUUUGGAGUUACUCUGAAGGCUGGAGACAUUUUGAUCUACGGAAAACAGUACUGGAACCAUCAGGGCCUGCCACAAGGCGAAGGAAUCUGCAUGUCAUAUUCGACUUCAUUCGAACUGUCUCACACCAGCCAAUCAUAAUCUAAAAAAUUUAGUUUGCUCCACAUUUUGUACCAUCACUGCAUGAGCAGUGUGAAAUAUAAUGCGUUUCUAAUGGACCUAUAAGAUGUUGAGUGGUCAUGUGCGCACUUUAGCCUCGC
Messenger RNA from Corticium candelabrum, 1213 nucleotides. RefSeq lists its product as uncharacterized. The transcript is spliced from 3 exons. The coding region runs from base 30 to 1094 and encodes 354 amino acids. The record is from RefSeq and is a predicted model, not a curated record. NCBI's taxonomy places the organism in Eukaryota, Metazoa, Porifera, Homoscleromorpha, Homosclerophorida, Plakinidae.